Messenger RNA from Penicillium cinerascens, 1134 nucleotides. RefSeq names its product putative aldose 1-epimerase family protein. Lineage: Eukaryota; Fungi; Ascomycota; Eurotiomycetes; Eurotiales; Aspergillaceae. The transcript has 3 exons. Gene Ontology annotation, biological process: glucose metabolic process; beta-D-galactose catabolic process via UDP-galactose, Leloir pathway. Gene Ontology annotation, molecular function: carbohydrate binding; aldose 1-epimerase activity. The record is from RefSeq and is a predicted model, not a curated record. The coding region runs from base 1 to 1134 and encodes 377 amino acids.
AUGAAUCUCUGGAAACUCUCCGUUGGUAUUCUGGCAGCGGUCAAGUCGGUCUGGACCCGCGGAAGCCCGUUUGCUGCACUUACAGCGCUGUGGCCGACGAAUGAAGACGGAAAAUACAUUAUUCAAGCAGAAGGCAUUCGCCUGGCUUUUACCAACCAUGGCGCUGCCCUUACAAACCUCUGGCUGAACAACACCCAUGGGGAAGAGAUUGACAUUGUCUUGGGCAUGGAUGACGCUCGGGAUUACCCUCAGCAGUCGUCGAAUCCGUACUUGAACGGAGUCAUAGGACGAUACGCUGGAUUCUUGAGCGGCGCGAGCUACGAGGUGGAUGGAAUCCUCUACAACGUCACCCCGAACGCACACAACGGAACCUCGUUAUACAAUGGUGGCGAGAAGGGAUGGGGUCGCCAAACCUGGGAUAUCGCAGUGCACAUCAACAACAGCAUCACAUUCGUCCUGUUUGAUAACCGGUGGAAUGGCUUCCCGGGUAUCUUCGCCUCCUGUGUAACACAUACAGUUACGCCGUAUGAAUGGCGGAUCGCUUUCGGGGUGACUCCAUUGCUGAAGGCCGGACCGAUCAACCUAAGCCAACAAGUGUUCUUUAACCUUGAUGGGUUCAGGCCAAACUCCAGCGAAACAGUGCUUAAUCACAAACUUCAUCUCCCGGUGGCCGGUAUGCGGUUUGAUGUUGAUGAUCGUGGUAUUCCGACUGGAGAUAUUCGAAGUAGCAGGGAGCGGAAAGAUUUCGACUUCUGGUCGACGUCGAAAUCCAUUGGGGAAGAGAUUCAGAAGCAGAGAUCAUCAUUUGAUGUGACUUAUGCGCUGUCUCAUAAACCAUUUGGUGACAAGGAGGAUGACCCUGUCGCGAUACUCUCCUCGCAUCUGUCAGGUAUCACCAUGGAGCUUUACACUGACCAAGACGCUCUCCAUGUUCAUACGUGGGAUGGUGGGUUGAAGUUGAAGAAAGAUCAAGGCGAAGGCAAGGUAUCUCAGCACGGUGCGAUAUCGUUGGAAAUGCAAGACUGGCCGGAUGCCGUCCACCACCCAGAAUGGAGACACCGAAAGACCAUUUGGGGUAUGGACGGACUAUUCACGAGAUUUGCGACAUACAAGUUCUUGGUCAAUGGGCAAUAG